Vicia faba (fava bean) is the source of this 1782-nucleotide messenger RNA. NCBI's taxonomy places the organism in Eukaryota, Viridiplantae, Streptophyta, Magnoliopsida, Fabales, Fabaceae. The record is from the annotation of a GenBank genome assembly.
AUGGCGGAAAACGUAAUCGGUUCCCCACCAUUGACUAUGGACCCCCAAAUUCAAAACCCCUCUUCUUCAAACCCUACAAUUCCAUCUCCUUCCCAAAUCCCCCAACAACAACAACAAUCUCCUUCAAUUCACUUGAAUUCUUCAUCACCGUCUCUCUCUCAAGAUCAACAACAACAACAUUCACAGUUAGUUAACAUCAACAGCAUCAACCCUAACCCUAACCCUAAUGUUUCCACUUUUCAGCUUCAACAAAAUUUACAACGUUCACCUUCCAUGUCCCGUCUUAAUCAAAUUCAACCUCAGCAGCAGCAGCAGCAACAACAACAGCAAAUUGCGAGGCAGCAAGCCGGACUUUAUGGCGGGCAGAUGAGUUUUGGUGGAUCGGUUGCUGUUUCUGCUCAGCAACAACAAUUAAGCGGAGGUGUUGGUGUUGGUGUUGGCAUUGGUGGUAGUGCUUCCAACUUGUCGCGAUCCGCAUUGAUGGGACAGAGUGGUCACUUCCCAAUGUUGUCUGGUGCUGGAGCAGCACAGUUUAAUCUAUUAACCUCGCCGAGGCAGAAGAGUGGGUUGGUGCAAUCCUCACAGUUUUCUUCUGGUAAUUCUGGUGUACAAUCACUGCAAGGAAUGCAAGGGAUGAUGGGGCCGUCCAAUCUAGCCUCUCUGAGGGCUAAUGGAGCUCUUUAUGCCCAGCAGCAGCAGCAGCUUCGGUUGACUCCUAACCAAAUCAGGCAGCAGCUCUCACAGCAGGGUUCACUCAACAAUCAACAGGUUCAAGGUUUACCAAGGUCAUCAUCCCUUGCUUUUAUGAAUUCUCAGCUGUCUGGUUUGUCUCAGAAUGGACAGCCUGCCAUGAUGCAUAACUCUUUAACACAGAAUCAGUGGCUGAAGCAAAUCCCAGCAAUGUCUGGCCCUGCCUCCCCAUUGCGUCUUCAACAACAUCAGAGGCAGCAGCAGCUUGCUUCAUCUGCUCAACUGCAACAAAACUCUAUAACCCUAAGCCAACAGCAAUUGUCCCAGUUGAUGCAGCAUAAAUCCAUGGGCCAGCCUCAGCUUCAUCAACAGCAACAGCAGCAUACAUCCUCCCAGCAGCAGCAGCAGCAACAACUUCUACAGCAGCAACAACAACAACAAUCUCAACUACAAGCAUCUGUUCAUCAACAGCAACAGCAGCAGUCUCCGAGGAUGCCAGGACCUUCAGGCCAAAAAACACUAAGUUUAACAGGAUCACAGCCAGAUGCUACUGCAUCUGGUACGACUACACCUGGUGGAAGUUCAAGCCAAGGAACUGAAGCAGCAACAAACCAAGUACUUGGAAAGAGAAAGAUACAGGAUUUAGUUGCACAGGUGGAUCCCCAAGGUAAGCUGGACCCUUCCGUUAUAGAUCUUCUUUUAGAGCUUGCUGAUGACUUCAUUGAUACUGCAACUACACAUGGUUGCGUUUUGGCAAAACAUAGAAAAUCAUCAACUUUGGAGUCCAAGGAUUUAUUGCUACACCUAGAGAGAAAUUGGGAUUUGACAAUUCCAGGGUAUUCAAGUGAGGAGAAGAAGGGCCAGAAUAGACCUCUCUCCAAUGACCUUCACAAAAGGCGGCUAGAUGCGGUUCGCACACUGAUGGAAUCGUCUUCACGCCCCCAACCAACUAUUAACAAUUCGAAAGAUAUCGGCAGACAGGGACAUCCUAACCCUGUAGUUUCCAAUCAUCUAAUAAAACCCUUGAGUUCCGACCAGUUGGUUUCGCAUUCAACUGGUUCUCAAAUGCUACAGCAGAUGACAAGAUUUUAG